AUGUCUAGUGAUCAGACGGAUAAGUCGCGUUCCGAUAACACUGAAAGGAGGGGGAUGUUGAUGAAGGCUGUGCGUUUUGAAGACCUCCAAACACCACAGCACAACUUGAAGGAAGUGAAAGAGUCCAGUAAGUUGGAAUUCAGUUGUCCCUUUUCAUGCUCCACGCUCUUGAUAGAUCAAACUCGUUGUUCAGAAUCGUGCCAAUCUAUGAGUGCCAACACUGUUGACCAGAGGCCAAGUCAACUAGCCGUGCCUACUGUCCAGCUUAUCGAGGGAAAAUCUGCCCAACUCUCCGAUUCCACCGUGUUAACUGGUUCCAGUGAUCCAUCACUCCUGCCAAGAACACCUUCGGCUGCGCGUCGUUUGAAUGCUUCGAAGGACGUAGCAAGAAAGCCAGUGGAUAUCAGUCAUCUCAAAGUGAAAGCUCCUCAAGCAGCCGAAAAUCCACUCAAAUCCCUACUCUUGAAUUUCUCCCGACGCUACAGUGGCCCUAGUUUAACCUCCCCUUCUCUCAACGCCCCACAACCACCCUCGAAUGUCACUCACGCUGUCACCCAAUACACGGCUUCAUCGACCUUCUCAAGCCGUGCUUCCCCUCCCUCUUCCACUCUACCCUCUUUGCCUCCCCCACGUUUUUCUUCUUCUCCAAUACCUCCCUCCUCCCCUUCGGCUCCUCCUCAUAGAAAGCCAGUGGAUAUCGUCGAAGUGGUGGAGCAGCAUAAUGUAGAAGAAGAAGUGCGGAUUGAAGAGGAAUGCGACAAAUUCCAAAUAAUCGUCAACUUCAUUGCCUAA
Molecule: messenger RNA, 792 nt
Organism: Rodentolepis nana
Lineage: Eukaryota; Metazoa; Platyhelminthes; Cestoda; Cyclophyllidea; Hymenolepididae
Source: the annotation of a GenBank genome assembly